AUGAUUGCAUCUCGCUCCUUUUGUGGCAUAUCUCCAUGCAUAGAAGAGACAGUAAAGUUAUUCUCGCGCAUUUUUGCCGUCAGCCAGUCAACCUGUCAAUACACAAGACACCUGCCAUCCAAAUCAGAGGCUUUGACGGAAAUUAUGGCUAUCACAGAGGAGAAUGGAGGGGAUGGAAUGAGACUAAAGAAAGAGGAGAGGGAGAAAACCUGUAGCUCAGACAAACCCUAUUCAAGUCAAUUGAAUCCACUGAAAUCACAAUCUCCAAAUGGAGGGGAAAAGCAAAAAACUAGACAGUUCAUACGCGCUUACAAAAGCAACACUCUAACAACGUCCGAAGAACCAAAAUUACAGCUUAUUAUAGCAGAAAAACACGUACUCGGAGGACUUGGUGUCAACAAUCUGACAAACAGCGAGCGCAAUCAUGGACGUCUUGCCCGUACCAGACUGCGCCUGUGCGAUGACGUCACGGCCGGAGAUGAUAGGGAGCACCGCCCGCUGCUGAAUGGCGGAGGGCUUCUCGAAACCGUAAUUGUAAAUACCUCUGAGGAGAUCGUCCUUAAUCCCCAUCUCGUCGAAGCUCAUGAUAGGCUCGACGCCCUUCGACGUCUCGAAGACAAGCUUCGCGUCGGUCUCCUCCAUCGCCCGCCGCGUACCACCUCCUCUCUGAACCGCCGACGCCAUGCCGCUCGUACUCCGCCGGAGGAAGUAGUGUCUGGAAAUUGA
Molecule: messenger RNA, 726 nt
Organism: Striga asiatica
Lineage: Eukaryota; Viridiplantae; Streptophyta; Magnoliopsida; Lamiales; Orobanchaceae
Source: the annotation of a GenBank genome assembly